GCCGGUCGCCUAUAAAAGGAAUUAAAAAUUGUCUUUCUUUGACAGUUUGGUUUGAUCUUUCAACUUUGAUAGUUGUUUGUUAUGAUUUUGUAGUAUUUAGGUUCAUUUUAUGAAUGGAAACUUACCGUUAAAAUGAACAUUUAUCAUUAUUCAAGCGAGCCAAUGUAUCAGCAUCCAAGCCAGCAUUAUCAACAUUGUGCAUUACUAGUUGAUCAAACAAAAGAUUCACUUAUUCAUAAUCAAUUUGAACCAAUAUCUCAAAAUUUAAUAAAUCUCUUACCCAACGAUAGUAAUUGUAAAAGAUCCGAAGAGCAGAGUCAAAAUACAAUAACUAAUAACAGUGAAAAGAAACUAACAAGGAAGACAAAUGUUGACACAUCUAGUUUUAGCAUUGAAGAAAGAUUAGUAGCGGCAGUAUGGAUUCAUGAAAGGAAACGAACAAAAACCAGUAUCAGUCAGAUCAGACAUGAGUUCCAGCAACGUUUCGGUCGAGAGCCACCGGCUAAGAACACACUCUUGGUAUGGGAGCGAAAGCUAUUCUCUACGGGCAGCGUUUGUGACGCGCCGAGACCUGGUCGUCCUGUGAACAGGAGAUCCCGCAUGGAUGAAGUGGCGGCGUCCAUGAGGAACGCGCCGGCAUUGUCGCUGCGGGCCAGAGCUCUGGCGCUGCGUCUGCCGCGAACGACUCUACGCGCCAUCCUACAUAAAGACUUGCCACAGACACUCAGGAAUAAAGUUGUACCAAGUAAAAAUUUUGGUAAGCAACAAAGCAAGCAAAAGGCUAAGAAGCAAAUGACGAAGCCACCUCAAGCGGAGCAGGCGCCCCCCGCGUGCCGCGCCCCCCCCGCGUGCCGCGCCCCCGCCGCUCCCCCCGCCCCCGCCCCCGCCCCCGCCGCGCCGCACGCAUGCGCUCCGCCUGCUCUGCCCGCGCACGACUACACUUGAAUAUCUUGAAGAGACAUUGGCAUUUGUAUUUACUAACAACCAAUUAGUCGAACUCACCUGAUGUAGAAUACAGUGUCACAAAGCAUGCGCUUUAUAAUUAUGAGGCAAAGAUUUGGAAAGAUUAAAAUAAACAUUCGGUUUUGUAUUUAACAAUAUACUUUAUUGACUUA
Molecule: messenger RNA, 1115 nt
Organism: Manduca sexta (tobacco hornworm)
Lineage: Eukaryota; Metazoa; Arthropoda; Insecta; Lepidoptera; Sphingidae
Exons: 4
Coding region: 133-945 (270 amino acids)
Source: RefSeq, a predicted model, not a curated record